CCAGAAGUACACAGAUUUGUGACUUCAAUUUAUCCUUCUGCUGAGGAUGAUGUCAUAACCUCACCUUACAAUAGCAUCUUGGCAAUGAAGGAACUUAAUGAGCAUGCAGACUGUGUGCUUCCCAUUGACAAUCAAUCUUUAUUUGACAUCAUUAGCAAAAUUGACCUGAUGGUGAAUUCUGGAAAGUUGGGUACGAUUGUGAAGCCAAAGAGUCUGAUUACUUCAAAUGCUGAGGCUUUCAAAAAACGGCACAAGAAGCCCUUUGAUGCAAUGAACAACAUUGUGGCAAAUUUGCUACUCAACCUAACAAGCUCUGCAAGGUUUGAAGGGUCUCUUAAUAUGGACCUUAAUGAAAUCAGCAUGAAUUUAGUUCCUUUUCCUCAACUUCAUUAUCUUGUGUCAAGCCUGACACCUUUGUAUACACUGGCAGAUGUUAACAUUCCUCCUCGAAGGUUGGAUCAGAUGUUUUCAGAUGCCUUUAGUAAAGAUCAUCAGCUAAUUCGAGGAGACCCCAAACAUAGUCUGUACCUCGCUUGUGCCCUCAUGGUGAGAGGCAAUGUACAAAUUUCAGAUCUCCGCAGAAAUAUUGAAAGAUUAAAACCUGCUCUGCAGUUUGUCUCCUGGAAUCAAGAAGGCUGGAAGACCAGCCUGUGUUCAGUGCCACCUGUGGGCCACUCACAUUCAUUAUUAGCUUUAGCAAAUAACACAUGUGUGAAGCCUACCUUCAUAGAACUGAGAGAAAGGUUCAUGAGGCUCUACAAGAAAAAGGCUCACCUCCAUCACUAUCUACAAGUUGAAGGGAUGGAGGAAAGUUGCUUCAGGGAAGCUGUGUCGUCUUUGUCAGCACUCAUUCAGGAGUACAACCAACUGGAUGCCACAAAGAGCAUGCCUGCUGUCUUGAUUGACAUGGAAGAAGGGGUAGUAAAUGAAAUUCUCCAGGGACCUUUGAGAGAUGUGUUUGAUAGCAAGCAGCUAAUAACUGAUAUUUCUGGCUCAGGAAAUAAUUGGUGA
Molecule: messenger RNA, 1011 nt
Organism: Castor canadensis (American beaver)
Lineage: Eukaryota; Metazoa; Chordata; Mammalia; Rodentia; Castoridae
Source: RefSeq, a predicted model, not a curated record